This is a messenger RNA of Adineta ricciae, 2580 nucleotides long. The record is from the annotation of a GenBank genome assembly. Lineage: Eukaryota; Metazoa; Rotifera; Eurotatoria; Adinetida; Adinetidae.
AUGAAAGAGGAAGUCAUGUCCGAAGAAGAACCUUCAACUUCGAAUUUAUUUCUCAAUGAAUUCCAAGAUGUUUCAGCGUAUAAAGAUUCUGCCUGUGCCAACGUCGUGAAAUUGAUUCGCUCUUCGAACGAUUUAUCUCGUGCGAAUGAUCACGAUUUUCUCAUGAGUUUUGCACCACUUCGUCGCCGCAUGGACACAGUCGCCGACAAAAUCUUGCAAAAUAUGAGUAAAAUAUUGAAACAACAGAACUUACGUCGAGAUUUGGGUAUUACAUCUUGGAAGGAAGCUGAUCAUGAUGAAAAACUCGAGAAAUUGAUCGACAUCAAUGAUGUUCUGUUUGAACGAAUUUCUUCAUCGCUUGACGAAGUAGCAGGAUUGAAGAAAACGUCGACCGAAGUGAAAUCGUUAAAACCAUCAGUUCGAAACGUUCAUGCAACAUGGAAUAAAGAAACUGGAUUCGUCUUACAAAACAAUGUGUUUCCAUCAAAUCAACAUCACAAACAACGUUCGAAUACAUUCGCAUCGAAUCAUCAGCAAACAAAGAAUAUUCCCAAACCUCAAUUGAAAUUUUCGGAUAAAGUUGACAACAGUCUCUAUGUGCCAUUCAUCACUAAACUUCGGAUAAAACCGAAUGCGAAAACACCCUUACCAAUGGCUUUAUCACAAUUCGAUCCUCAGACAUUCAAUGUGCUUCGAGUCGACGAACAUCCUGAACUAUUAGUUCAUCCAUAUUUUGAUGAAAUCGAGACAUUCGAACCAGAUGAAAGUGUCCUCAAACAAGUUGAACCUCAGAAACCACAACCAAUAGAAGAGACGAAAUACUUGUUUGUUGACACGCCGGAUACGCUCAAAAUUAUGAUGGAUCACAUCGAGCAACAGACUGAAUUAGCAAUUGAUCUCGAACAUCAUUCGUAUCGCUCAUAUCAAGGUUUCACUUGCUUAUUACAAAUAUCUUCACGUACUGAAGAUUUUCUGGUUGAUACACUUGCCUUACGUGAUGAAUUACACAUUCUAAACAACGUUUUCACCAAUCCGAAUGUGUUGAAAGUUUUCCAUGGUGCUGAUUCGGAUAUUGAAUGGUUACAAAAAGACUUCGGUGUUUACGUUGUCAAUAUGUUCGAUACUCAUCAAGCCGCACGAGAAUUAAACUUUCAAUCGUUCUCACUUGCGUAUCUAUUGAAAUUCUAUUGCGAAAUCGAUGCGAACAAACAAUUUCAGUUAGCUGAUUGGAGAAUAAGACCUUUACCCGAAGAGUACUGUCGCUAUGCUCGAGAAGAUACGCAUUAUCUUCUUUACAUUUAUGAUUUAUUACGAAAUCGUUUGUUGGAAAAAUCGACGCAAUUGCUCAAAUCAGUCUAUGAAAAAUCGAAGAUUGUUUGUCAAAAGCUAUAUAAAAAACCAUUCUUCGAUGAAAAUGCCUAUCAAAAUAUUUAUAUUAAGUCGCGAAAGACAUUCAAUGUUCGGCAAUUAGCAGCAUUGAAAUCUCUUUACUUUUGGCGUGAUAAUAUCGCGCGAGAACAAGAUGAAUCGACUGGAUACGUAUUACCCAACCAUAUGUUACUUCAAAUCUCAGAAAUUCUUCCGAGAGAACCACAAGGUAUACGUGCUUGUUGCAAUCCAGUUCCAAUACUUGUUCAACAUAAUCUACACGACAUCCAUCAGAUCAUUCUGCUUGCUCGAGAUAUACCUUUAAAUGAAGAACAAAGAGAACAGCACAUUGCACCAUUGACUUUACCUGUACUAUACGAUCCAGAAAAUGUUCUGAAUUGUCCACAUGAUACAUCGCAUCAAACUGAGCAACAACAAAAUAUAUCGAAUAUUAAUUCAACAAAGAAAACUCAUUCCAACGACUUAUCGUCGAUUCUUGAUGAUACAUUUCUCGAAGAAUCAACAAAACGCGAUGCACUAAAUCUAUCAUCAUUAUUAAUUCAAAUUAAGAAACAGAUGUUACCAAUGGCAAAAUCUCGAUCGAACACAUCGGCGAAUUUGUUUGAUUAUAUGCCUUCACCAUAUCGAACAGCUUCAUUAGAUAAUACAAAACCAUUAUGGCAAAUCUACUAUCCUGAUCGAGAUUUGUCAAUUAAUGGAAAAUCAGUUCAACAUGAUAAUAACAAUCAAAAUGGCACGAGUAUUAGUAAAGAAAAGUCUAGUGACGACAUCGAAAUGAUCAUGCUUAGUAAACAGUCAACAGCAAAGCGAAAGCGCAAAGCUGCUGGCGAUGAAAAAGUGAACAAUAAGUCGAAAAAUAAGCGAUAUCGACGUGGUAAUGUUGCUGAUGAAGUACCAUCGACGAUUCUCCUCGACAAAGAUGAUGAUGAGGACGAUGAUCAAAUUGAAGAAGAAGAAGAACCAGGCGAAAUAUCUGAUGAGAUCAAUGAACGAAAGCAUCAAACAUCAUUUCAACCGUUCAAUUAUGACAAUGAAAUCCUUUCAACUAAAAAAUUCAAGAAACCUGCGGAUGAUGAAGAUAUCUACGAACCAAAUCGUCCUACAAAGUCUACAAAAGCAAGAACACCAAAGCGGCCCGGUGUUCAACAAACCAACAAGUCUCUGUCCUAUCCAUUUCCAAAGAAGACUUGA